This is a messenger RNA of Eleginops maclovinus (Patagonian blennie), 3182 nucleotides long. It is a transcript of the gene soat2, whose product is annotated as sterol O-acyltransferase 2. The record is from RefSeq and is a predicted model, not a curated record. Gene Ontology annotation, cellular component: endoplasmic reticulum membrane. The transcript has 16 exons. The coding region runs from base 291 to 1889 and encodes 532 amino acids. Gene Ontology annotation, molecular function: cholesterol binding; fatty-acyl-CoA binding; cholesterol O-acyltransferase activity. Gene Ontology annotation, biological process: cholesterol metabolic process; cholesterol efflux. Lineage: Eukaryota; Metazoa; Chordata; Actinopteri; Perciformes; Eleginopidae.
CAAACUCCACUUUUGCUGCAUGACCUCAUACAUCCAGAGGAGGAGGAGAAAGGGGAACCUGUCCUGCCAAGGGCCAGGAGCCAAAAGGGCAAAGUGCAAUAUUCAUUUGAGGAAAGGAGAGGACAGAGAUCACAAGAACAGUGACACAGACCUCCUUAAAAACACUCCGGCAACUCCCUCCAGCAGGUAACAUCGAUUCAAACACUACAUGAGCCAGAGGCAGGAAGACUGUUGUCCUCUUAAGAUACAGAAGAUAGUCCUUGGUGUUGUGGCUUCAUUCAGUGUUAACCAUGACAACUCCAGAGACACCUAACCGAGUGGUGCAUCGAAACAUAAAGACCCAUCAGUCAGAGGAGCUCUCCGGUCCUGCAGCUGGAAACCGUAAUAAUGUGCUAGAAGAAGAUCUAAAACAGUGGCAGAAACAUGCACAGAGUGUGAAGGAGAAAGUCCUGGAGCAGGUCCAGGGUCAGCUCAGUGAUUUACUGGACAAAGCUCUGACUGAAUCCGUCCAGUCUUUCAACCAAAUACAGCCAACAGUCAAUGGAAAGACAACAAACAAAUCUGCACCCAGAUCUCAGAGAACGGAUGACGGCAAAGUGUUUGUGGCCAGGCCUUCACUGUUGGAUGAACUCUUUGAGAUCAACCACAUCAGGACCAUCUACCACAUGUUCAUUGCCGUACUCCUCAUCUUCUGCCUGAGCACACUGGCUGUGGACUUCAUCGACCAGGGCAGGAUUGUUUUGGAGUUCGACCUGCUGUUUUUCGCCUUUGGGAAGCUGGGCACGGUCGUCUGGGCCUGGGCUGUGAUGUUUUUCUACACCCUGCUCGUCCCCUACCUCACGCUGAUGUGUUGGGGAUCUUUGUAUCACAGCUUCCCCUCUAAGCUGGGGCUGUCUCUCGGCACUGGCCUGAUCCUGUCUGUAGCGCAGACCUACGUUCUGGGACUCUUCCCCAUCUUUGUGGUUGUACAGUACCAGCUGCCACCAGCCUCGCGGUUUAUUGUGAUACUGGAGCAGAUUCGAUUCCUGAUGAAGAGCUACUCUUUCGUAAGAGAAACCGGUCCUGUUAUCAUGAGGAACAUACCAAAGGAAGGAGAAAGCCCCAGAUUCCCAACACUUUCCAGCUAUCUGUACUUCCUCUUCUGUCCGACUCUCAUCUACAGGGAAUCAUAUCCUCGGAAUACCCACAUAAGAUGGAAGUAUGUUGGCACCACAACUGGAAUGAUUUUAGGAUGCCUCUUCUAUGCCUACUUCAUCCUGGUCCGCCUUUGUGUGCCUGUCUUCAGACCUGAGACCAAACAGCCUUUCAGUAAACGAACAAUGGUCCUGGCUGUGUUCAACUCAAUAUUACCAGGUAUAAUGCUCCUCCUGUUGUGUUUCUUCGCCUUCCUGCACUGCUGGCUCAACCUCUUCGGGGAGCUCCUUGGUUUCGCUGACAGAAUGUUUUACAAGGACUGGUGGAACUCGACGUCCUUCGCCAACUAUUACCGUACCUGGAAUGUGGUCGUUCAUGACUGGCUCUACCAAUACGGAUACAGAGACUUCCUCUUGCUGUCGAAGAGGAAAUUCCGAACAGCUGCUAUGCUCUCCGUCUUCAUCGUCUCUGCUGUCGUCCAUGAGUACGCCUUGGCCAUAGGCUUUGGAUUCUUCUAUCCCGUCAUGUUCUUUCUCUUCGCCGUCUUUGGAGUGGUGUUCAACUUUGCCAUGAACGACAAGCGACAGAGCCCUGUGUUCAACGUCAUCAUGUGGACGUCUCUCUUCCUCGGACAGGGCGUCCAGGUGUGUUUGUACUGCCAGGAGUGGUACGCUCAGAUACACUGCCCUCGGACAGAGAACAGCUUCUGGGAGAUGGUGACGCCUCGAUCGUGGACGUGCAGCUACCAGAGAUGAUGCUGCCUUUCUGCGUGAAUGGAGGGAUGAAUGAUGAAAGGGUAGAGGUCUGAACAAUGUAAGACUAGCAAUAGCAAGGAACUUGAAAGAUAUGUUAAUAUGUAUGUUUUUUUUAGUGUAAUAAGAUUUAUCUGGGUCAAGAUGUGACUGUCACUGUUAUCUUGUUAAGUUGUUAUUCAGAUGUGAUGCUUUUCACAAGUCUCACUUCUGAAUGAUUCCUAUUUUUAUACAGAAAGUAUUAAAUACUGUAAAACUUUCUUUAGAAAUGAUUGCAAUGAGCUGAUAUUUAUCGUUUUCCUGUUGAUUGUUGUACUGUGCGCAAAAUGUUGCAUAUUAAUAAAAGGUAUUGACAAAGUCCUCGUGUGCAAAGUUUAAAACACUUUUGUCAUGUUGUAAAACGUUUUUGUUUAUGGAUUAAACAAACAAAAAUGGAUGAGCUUUGGAGAUGCUGGCACAUUCUUGACCUCUGCCAGGCUAGCUGUUCCCCUGUUACCAGUACUUAUCCUAAGCUAAGCUAAUCACCUCCUCAGCUAAAACACAGUCAACAGGGAAAAUAUGUAAUGUAUAUUCAUAAGCUAUUUAAGUAUCAUAAGAUCCCUGAAAGUAGAUUUAUGAAUUAUAUAAUGUUUGUUUUUUUAAAGUCCACAGGGCAUCUGGCCACAGUGUGUGUUACGUGUCUGAUCCGGCCUGGGUUGACAUUCAGCUGGCAGGGAUUGGCUGGGAGAGCAUGUACCUUAAACAACCAACCACAGGCAGAGUCUUAUCAGUGUGCCACAAAGCCUCUGUUUGUCUGCCUGCCACCUUCCUCUGAAUUCAUACAGGAAGAAGAGAUUACCAUGGGUAGUGUUUGCAUUUGUGAUGUAAUGCUCUGUAAACUGAUACACUAAAAAACCAUGUAAGGUCAGAGAGGCAGAGCAGGACGGCUAGUUUUAGAGGCAGCAUCCAUAUUAGAAUGUAUUAUAUUUAUGUCUACGUUUGACAUAUUUCAUCAAAUGUUAUGCUUGAAAAUGAAAUCAUCCGUUUCUUGCAUUUUCUCUUUUGACAUACUUUUAUUCCCCAUCUUUCUUAUGACUAAUGAAAGGGAGCUGUCAUGUAUUAUUUAUGGGAUAUUUUGGCUAGAUGAAUACAACGAAAAAUAAAUUCUAAGUAACACAUGCCGAGUAAGCAGCGACAUAAAUCUCCAUAAAAAGUUGCUUUUGAAAACUGUCCAGCAGAAAUUGAACAUUGUAAUUAGCUUGGAGUCGUGUUUCUGGCCUUCUGACUAAUAUAAAUAAAAUGUUCACUUUCAUUUAA